AAAACUAAACAAGAAGAAGAAUAAUUAAGAGGAACACAACUCCUGGCAGCUACAAAUGCUGAGAUAACUAAGAAUUUUGUAUUGUUUUGUGAAGAAAGAGACGUGUUACCUAGUGCAAUGGCCACGUAUUCCAAUGCGCACUGGCUCCUCUCGCACAUACGCAACUCAUUCAUCUCCACAGAUGAUACGGGCAUAUGCGAGACCGUAAUGCUGAGCGACGAUAUGCCCAAGCAUUAUUUGCGGAAAUUUCAAACUGCCAACCCAGCGAUGGAAGCCUAUAGACGCAGCCAUCGAGCCGCGCAGCAGCGUAAAUCGCAAGUUCCCAAAACUCCAGACACUGCCACGCCUAUGCAACGAACUGCUCCAUUGCAGCAUAUGGUGCCACCGCGAAUAGCGGAUCCGCCGCUGCAAGAGGUCGAUUUCGUUUGCUACCCGGGACUCGAUCUGAGCGAUGACGAGGAUCUAGAUAUGUCGACGCAUUCGUUUGACAUACAAAUGUAUCCCGAAGUGGGCGCCCAUCGGUUUCGCUCGAAUACAGCACAGAAACUCGAAAAACUGGAUAUAGCCAAGCGCAAAGCGGCGCGAAUUAAAAGCGUCAACUACAAUGAGGAAGUGGUCCCGCCGGAUCGCAAAGAUUUCUUCAAGCGAAAAGUGCUUAACGAACAACCCAUUGAUAAGCCCUCCACAUCAGCCGCCGCUGCAGCGGCUGCGGCAGCGGCAGCAGUACGAGCAACAAAAGUGAGCCGAACGGAAACAGCCAGCGAUGAUGAAGUUUCCGAAGGUCGAGUCAGGAGCAAGCUGUCGGAGCAGCUAGCCAGAAGUCCGAAACAGGCACAGAAUCGUUUCAUUGAGUAUGCGCGCUUCGAUGGCACCGCCCAGGUGGGGAUGCCCACGAAGCGAAUAAAUGUUUAUGUAAAUAUGCUGCCCGAGCCGGAGCGCAAUUACCCGCUCAAGAUCUGUGUGCUAUCUACGGCGAAGAUCAUAGAGGUCAUUGGCCUGGUUUGCUACAAGACUACCCUACAGUAUCCAGAUGCAGUGCAGCUGCAAUCUGUGCAGCAUUAUGCAUUGUAUAUGACGGAGGACAACGAUGACAUGGAUGAUUUCCCGCCACUAGACAAUCGUGAGCCAUGCUCCAAAUUUGGCUUCUCGCAUUUGACUUUGGCCGAACGAAGGCCCUUGGCGCCCGUCACCCGCAUUGACUAUCACAAUCAGCUGGGCACAAAGUCCAUGACAUCCGAGGAGGAUAAGGCGGCAAUGGCGGAUGCUGCACUGCAUGCCCUGCAAAACAUCAAUUUAAAUGGCGAUGUGCCGGAUGCGGGCGGAGGAGACAGUCCGCCGGAUCAUGUCAAGGAGUAUGAGCAGCGCCUGCUUAAUCACAAUGAUAUGCUGGAGGCACCCAUGCAUCGCACCUAUCGAGUCAGCAUCAUCGGCAGACCCUUCUUCAAGUAUGAUGCGACGCUGGCCGUCUCAGGGGAACGCAUUGAGAUCGAUCAGCUCAAUAACCAUUUCUUUAUGCAUCGGAAGCCUCUGUCGACGCCCAUUGACUUGGUGGCGCACUGCGAGAUUGUGGACCAGGGACAGCAGAGGGCGAUGCUGCGCAUUUGGCUAAAAGCUAACUCUUCCAUCAGCCUGCCCAUUAGUUGCACCUCGGCACCCAGCAUGACGAGCAUCACGAGCGGGAACGGUGUCUACUCACCUGCCAAUUCGCGUUCCCCGUGGAUGCACUCUAGUUCACGGUUCGGCGUUACCACCAUAUCCAACAUUCGUUUCAAGCACUAUGACUUCGUUACGGACGUGCAUACGGCGGAGCAGAUACGCAACAAACUGAACUGCAUACUGGAGAUGCGUGCCAGCGAUGUACGGCGCGAGUUCCUGCUGCAUCGCGAACGGAAACAGAAGCAGCUGGCCAAGCGCCAGCUAAAGUUGUAGUAUUGUGUUCCUAUAUUGCUGGCCAGGCUGGGCCGCCUCGCCUCGGGUUGUUCGGUGUGCCGCCUAGCGUGCAAUAGACGCAACUCUUGAGGCCAAACUACUUUUGUUUGUCGUUGACCGCCGGCUAAUUAAACCGCUCCCACUCCUUCCCUCCUCUCACUCUCUCCCAACUCCAAUUUUCCCGCCUAGCUUCCUCCAUACAUCCGUUGAAGUUGUAUUUUAGUUGCUAACCUAAAGAGGCGUGUGCUACACACGUUUCGCAUAGCCUAUAAGUAUUUAUUGAAACACUUAAGUAACUAAAAACCAAUCCGAAGUGCAAAAUGAAAAAUAAAUAGCAUCAAAGUUCACAAUUAUGCUGAAAGACAAA
This is a messenger RNA of Drosophila arizonae, 2296 nucleotides long. RefSeq names its product SAPK-interacting protein 1 (gene Sin1). Gene Ontology annotation, biological process: TORC2 signaling. Gene Ontology annotation, molecular function: phosphatidylinositol-4,5-bisphosphate binding. The record is from RefSeq and is a predicted model, not a curated record. Gene Ontology annotation, cellular component: cytoplasm; plasma membrane; TORC2 complex. NCBI's taxonomy places the organism in Eukaryota, Metazoa, Arthropoda, Insecta, Diptera, Drosophilidae.